ACAGCUGUCAGUGUCAAAUUGACUUGGUGCAUUAUUUUUCAAAUGAUGAAAGGACGAAAUUUUUCAUGAAAUUCUUUAAAUUAUGUUAUAACUAUACAGUUUUCGAUAAGUUGUUAUCAUGCAAAAGUUACAGUUGACUUUGGCAAUCAUAAAGCCACAUGCUGUGAAGAAUCCAGUUGCACUUUCAUACAUCAGACAGGUUAUAAAACAUAAGUUUGUUGUGGUAAAAACUAAAAGAGUUUCCUUAAAUACAGAAGCUGCUAGCAAUUUUUAUAAAGAGCACACGGGAAAGUUCUUCUACAAUCGCCUCGUAACUUUUAUGACCAGUGGCUGUGUAGACUUGCACAUCAUAGGCCAUGCCAAUGCAAUAGAAUUGUGGAGAAAACUUCUUGGUCCAACAAGUGUGUACAAAGGACAAUUCCAGGAGCCAUACUGUUUGCGCGGAAUGUUUGGAAUAUCCGACACCAGAAAUGUGGCUCAUGGCUCAGAUUCAACAACAUCAGCAGAGAGGGAAAUCAAAUUCUUUUUUCCAGACUUCUCAUUUUAUGAAUGGCACAAAUCCUCAGAAGAAUAUUAUAGAAAGGGACCUAUUAUAUUCAAUGACCAUCUUUUUGAACAUGUACGAAAACUGUGAUAGUAUUGGAAUUUAGUUUAAUUUAUUAGCCAAAGCCCAUUACCUGAUAUCUCUAGUAGUGUUUUAGUUGUUAGUACCUACUGUAUUAUUUUAUGUAAAAUGUGAAUGUGUGUUAAGAUUUAUCAAGUACCUAUUGUGAUAGUUAACCAAUUUCUUUUUUGUAAAUAAUGUUUUGCAUAGCAAAUCUAAUCUUAUUUGUUAAAACCUUUUGAAGGUAUUGCCUGUAUUGGUAAAUGACAAUCAUCAAGUUAUAAAAUAUAACU
Molecule: messenger RNA, 897 nt
Organism: Ostrinia furnacalis (Asian corn borer)
Lineage: Eukaryota; Metazoa; Arthropoda; Insecta; Lepidoptera; Crambidae
Product: nucleoside diphosphate kinase 6
Exons: 3
Coding region: 119-634 (171 amino acids)
Biological process (GO): GTP biosynthetic process; UTP biosynthetic process; CTP biosynthetic process
Molecular function (GO): nucleoside diphosphate kinase activity
Source: RefSeq, a predicted model, not a curated record